GUCAAUGCACAAAUCCAAGUGGUGGGAUAUAUAGGCUGGUGCGUUGGCGCUGCAUGCAACAGAAUCAAGAGUUGUUCAGCAAGUUGAGGCAAAGUCAACUUCUCCUGUUUUGCAUAGAGAGAUUUAUAUUUUUUUGCUGGGCCAUUCUCACCGAAGGGACCAUGGUCAUGCUGAAGAUCUCCGCUUUCCUCGUUGCCUACGCGCUGGUCAUUUGCCAGAUGUACUGCUCACACGCUGCACCUGCCAGACCGGGUUUAGAGUCCAUGUCAGACCGAGUCACGCUCACGGACUACGAGGCGCGAAGGUUACUCAACGCCAUCGUCAAGGAGUUUGUGCAGAUGACGGCAGAGGAGCUGGAGCAGCAGGCGACCGAAGGAAACAGCAUGGACAGGCCCCUAACCAAGCGCUGCUCCAACCUCAGCACCUGUGUGUUGGGCAAACUGUCUCAGGAGCUGCACAAGUUGCAGACGUUCCCCCGCACAAACGUGGGAGCAGGAACGCCCGGCAAGAAGCGCAGUGCGCCUGAGAGCGACAGCUAUGCAAGCUACGGCGAGACCUUUGACAGCAUCUGAGCCCUCACACACUCCUACUGUGCUCGUGUCUCCUCUUCCUUCUCUGUGCUCUUCCUCUUCCCGUCCCAGAUUCCUCUUUACUGAUUUUGCAUGUUGGGUUGACCCGCUUGACUGACAUGAGAAGAAGCGACGUUCUUCUCUCCUCCCCUCCCUUUUUUGGCAGAGAAUAAUUCCUCACUAAUAUUCCAAGACAAUCAAAGUUAGUUUGCUUAGUGCUUCAGGAGUUUCAACGUCCACCUUUGUGCUGUAUGUGCAACGACUCAGAGCCCCUGAAAUUUAAGACCUAACAGAGAUCACAUCGAAUCAUGAAUAAUGAAUCCACUCCUGUGACACCAUGUUGUUCAAUAAACGUAUUUUUCUACCAGGAAGCUUUAGAUUAUGUCAUUCUUAUGCUGCUUUAGAGCAGUUAGUGUCCAAAUGAUUUAAAUGACAUUUGAAAAAAACUAAAAGCAUCUGAUAGGGACCAAGAAUUUAUCUCUGAAGCUCUCAUCAAGUUUAAAGGUAAGAAAAAGGACAAACUGCAGAAAACCCAUCUCCAAAAUAUCCAUAGGUCUAUGGAUAUUUUACCUUCUGUGGUUUCUGUGCUGUGAAAUCAAUGGUGAUCAACGGAUAUGCUCCGCGAGCGCGUCUGUCGGCGCUAAGCCUGUGUUUGCUCUCCUGAAGCAGCGUUACAGCACAGAAGCGCGCCUGCAACACGGCCACCUGCGUGACCCACCGCCUGGCCGACUUCCUCAGCCGGUCGGGGGGCAUGGGCAACAGCAACUUCGUGCCCACUAACGUUGGCGCCAAGGCCUUCGGGAGGCGGA
Messenger RNA from Betta splendens (Siamese fighting fish), 1378 nucleotides. It is a transcript of the gene calca, whose product is annotated as calcitonin/calcitonin-related polypeptide, alpha. The transcript is spliced from 4 exons. The record is from RefSeq and is a predicted model, not a curated record. Gene Ontology annotation, cellular component: extracellular region. Gene Ontology annotation, molecular function: calcitonin receptor binding; hormone activity. Bases 54 to 572 code for a protein of 172 amino acids. NCBI's taxonomy places the organism in Eukaryota, Metazoa, Chordata, Actinopteri, Anabantiformes, Osphronemidae.